GCAGCAGCAGCAGCGCGAGGAGAGGGAGAAGAAGAGGCUGCAAGAGGAAGACGAAGAGAAAAGGAAGACGGUGGAGAAGCAGCAGCGUCAGAUGAAGUCGCCGGUUCAGGAGUUGACUCGAACUCCGGCGACGAAGGCGGUGGCGGUGGCGGCGGAGAAGGAUAAGAAGACAGCCGCGUCGCCUGUCUCGUCGGAUUGCUCUGUGUCGGGUCGGGUCGCGAGCGACGAUUCAUCGAAUUUGGGUCGGUUUUUGGAGUAUACCACUCCCAUUGUUCCUGCGCAGUACUUGCCUAAGACCAGCGUCAAUGGGUGGAGAAGACGUGAAUCAGAUCGGCAUCCCUUCUUCUUGCUGAAUGAUUUGUGGGAUUCCUUUGAGGAGUGGAGCGCAUAUGGUGUUGGGGUUCCUCUUCUCUUAAAUGGGGGCGAUUCUGUUGUUCAGUACUACGUUCCUUAUCUAUCUGGAAUUCAGCUCUAUGUAGACCCAUCCAGAAUUGGUGCAAGGCCAAGCAUGAGAGCUGGGGACGAUAGCGAUGCUGAUUCGCCAAGGGACUCAGGCAGUGAUGAAAGCACUAACUGUCGAAACAUUGUUCAGAGUUUAAAUGGAAUCUCCUUGGAAGACAAAUCUUUUGUCAUUUCAUCCAGCAGCAAGAGCAAGAUCGGCAUUAAUUCUUCCAGCAGCCUUGCCUUUGAGUACCUUGAGCACGACUUGCCAUUUGGCCGUGAACCAUUGGCUGAGAAGAUCUCUAGCCUUUCAUCAAGGUUUCCAGGUCUCAGAACGUACCGAAGCUGUGAUCUAUUGCCUUUGAGUUGGGUCUCUAUUGCUUGGUACCCGAUAUAUCGGAUACCACUUGGUCAGACACUACAAAAUCUCGACGCUUGCUUUUUGACAUUUCACCUCCUCUCGACUCCCUUUGAAGGCUCAAGAAACUCGAGUACCGUUGUGGGGCCAUCAAAGAUGUCGCUGCCCACCUUCGGCCUGGCUUCCUACAAGUUCAAAGCCUCGAUGUGGGGCCCAGACGGUGAAGAUGCUGUCCGGAAAGAGCACCAGAGAGUGGACACACUGCUACGAGCAGCAGAGGAGUGGCUGAGGCAGUUGCAGGUUAUUCUUCCUGACUUCAGAUUCUUCGCCUCCCAUAAUACUUUGCCCUCGAGAUAACAUAUAAUCAUCUCCUGGGUUCCGAGCUAAUAAUAUACAGCGGCUGUUGUGAACUAUAAUAUAGGUCAUGGAGGUUUGAAUUUUUUUUUGUUUUGUUUGGUGGCCUUUUCCCUGUGGCUGAAUAAGUAAGAGAGAAAAUUAGAGUGUGUUUUCAAGUUACCUGUACAGAAAGUAGUUACUUUGUUUUUACACAUGAAGGUGUUAUAGAAACAUUGGUCAAA
This is a messenger RNA of Tarenaya hassleriana, 1377 nucleotides long. RefSeq lists its product as uncharacterized. The record is from RefSeq and is a predicted model, not a curated record. The coding region runs from base 92 to 1156 and encodes 354 amino acids. The transcript is spliced from 6 exons. Lineage: Eukaryota; Viridiplantae; Streptophyta; Magnoliopsida; Brassicales; Cleomaceae.